Colossoma macropomum (tambaqui) is the source of this 2593-nucleotide messenger RNA. RefSeq names its product wingless-type MMTV integration site family, member 11 (gene wnt11). Gene Ontology annotation, cellular component: extracellular region. The transcript has 6 exons. Gene Ontology annotation, biological process: canonical Wnt signaling pathway; multicellular organism development; cell fate commitment. The coding region runs from base 523 to 1572 and encodes 349 amino acids. NCBI's taxonomy places the organism in Eukaryota, Metazoa, Chordata, Actinopteri, Characiformes, Serrasalmidae. The record is from RefSeq and is a predicted model, not a curated record. Gene Ontology annotation, molecular function: cytokine activity; frizzled binding.
CGCUCGCUCUCUUGCUCGUGCACGCACGCCCUCUGCUUCUCCCUCUCUCUCUCUCUCUUUCUCCCUCGCGCGCGCUCAGAGCACGAGCCAGUCAGUGCAGCGCAUUCCUCAGCUGCAUGCAGUGCAAGGGACGCGCGAGACUGCGAGACAGAGCGCAAAAAAGAGAGACAGAAAGUGGGGAGGAAAGCUCGCGAGCCGCGUCUGGAUUUCGCCACAUGAUGCUCGUUUUCGCUUCUCCUCAGUUCUGCUCGGCUGGAGCUUCUCUCGAGCUGGAUUAACUCGAUUUAGACUCUUUUUUGUUUUUGGAUUAUUCCCCGCGGCGCUGUCUCCCUCAGCCUGGAGCUGGACCUACUUCAGUUUCGUGAAGCGGGAGAGGUGCAGAGAGGAGCAGCCCGUGCCAUGGCCUCUGGCCUUUAACUGCGACUGAAUGCCAAGAAGCUGCUGAAGCCAGACAGUGUUGCGUGAGCACCUGCACCGUUUUCUUUCUGACCGAGUUGGAUCUGAUUUAGCAGCGUGAAGAGGAUGUUUCCCUCGCUCUCGCUCUGCGUGCUGGCGCUCCUGCUCGUGUCCCAGCAAGGCUCGGGAAUCCGAUGGCUGGCUUUAUCCUCGUCGACUCAGCACAUCAAUAAGACGCAGCAGUGUAAGACGCUGCCCGGCCUGGUGUCCUCUCAGGCCCAGCUGUGCCGCACUAAUCUGGAGCUGAUGCAGACCUUCGUCCAGGCGGCGCGCGAGGUCAAGAAGACGUGCCAGAAAACCUUCGCGGAUAUGCGCUGGAACUGCUCCUCCAUCGAGGCUCCGAAAUACCUCCCUGACCUGGAGAGAGGGACGAGGGAGUCUGCGUUUGUUUACGCUCUCUCUGCGGCCGCUAUCAGUCACACCAUAGCGCGGGCAUGUACGACCGGAGACCUGAGGCUGUGCACGUGUGGCCCAAUCCCAGGUGAGAUACCUGAGCCGGGGUACAGGUGGGGCGGCUGCGCGGAUAACCUGCACUACGGCCUCCUCAUGGGCUCAAAGUUCUCAGACGCGCCGAUGAAGAUGAAGAAGAAGCCCGGCUCACACGCCAACAAACUGAUGCACCUGCACAACAGCGAAGUGGGGCGGCAGGUGCUGAAAGACGCGCUGGUGAUGAAGUGUAAGUGUCACGGUGUCUCGGGCUCCUGCUCCAUUCGCACCUGUUGGAGAGGGCUACAGGACCUGAAGGAAAUCGCCAUGGACCUGAAGGCCAAGUACCUGUCGGCCACCAAGGUGGUCCACCGGCCGAUGGGCACGCGCAAACAGCUUGUGCCCAAAGACAUCGACAUCCGUCCGGUGCGUGAGAACGAGCUGGUUUACCUGCAGAGCUCACCUGACUUCUGCACAAAGAACGAAAAACUGGGCUCGGUUGGCACUCAGGAGAGGCAGUGCAACAAGACGUCCAGCGGCAGCGACAGUUGCGACCUGAUGUGCUGCGGCCGAGGCUACAAUCCGUACACCGAGAAAGUGGUUGAACGCUGCCACUGCAAAUACCACUGGUGCUGCUACGUCACCUGCAAGAAGUGCGAGAGGACUGUGGAGAGAUACGUGUGCAAAUGAUUCGGAUCUCCUUCUGAACCGCCCCGAUUCUGGAGAAGAACCUACAGCUAGCCCUUUGAUUCUUCGGGUUCUGAUGCAAGUUAGAGUACGCCGGAGCUCCGGGGUUUGGCAAUUUCGCUUCCUCUCAAUCCAGAUUUUAUAUAGAAUUUCUGCACAAGGAAUUCUAGUCCUUUUUUUGGAUCUCUGACUUUCAGACCUUACCCAGCUUUACCCACUCCAGACUUCCACAGAUAUAACCAAAGCACUACGCUACUACAGAGAAGGCUUAAAUUUGUCUUAAGCUUGCAUAUUUUCGAGGAAAAAUGGUAUUUUUUUUGGUUUGUUUUAUGAAUAUUCUCAACAAAACUCCGACCCAGAAGCUGGACUUUGAUUUGCAUGAACUGGACUUUUCCGUUUUUUUUACGAACAAACGUCGGUUGACAUAAGUGUGACGAAAUACGAAUGAGGUUUUGUUGCGAAGGCCGUCCUAAAGUUUGUUGUUGUUGCGUUUUCAAAGAAUACAUACGCUUUCGUAUUUGGAUAUCGCAAGCUAUAUUUUCUUAUACUCUGUAAUGGUGCCUUCUACCUUCUUCGACGAGGAAGAGCUCUCCUAAUAACGACCUGGAAUUGGACAAGGGAAUUGGAGAGUGUUCAAGGGAAUUCCAGUUAUGAAUUUGGAGGGAUUUGUGCGUUCGGAUGGUACUUUACUUUUUUGGAAAGAAGCAUUUAUUGGACUGGGAACAGUAAUAAAAGACCAAACGGACCUUCUCGGAUGUGGAACUGUGUGUAUCAGCCUGAGUAGUUCACCAGUAUGAGAAAAUACCAGCAUUUACCUUUGUAUCCUCACCAAGAACGUUUUGGACUCUACGUGUUGUACCUUACAUUUUUUAUCCAACGUGCAGGCGACCGCGGCUGCUACAGCAAUACUACAAGCAGUGCCACAUCAUGAACCACUUAUCUGUGGAUGUACAUACUGUCAUUUUUGUAUGCUGAAUUAAAAAAAAAGAAAUAUUUAUAGACUAAUUAAAGAAUCUUUACUGAA